Messenger RNA from Ascochyta rabiei, 2862 nucleotides. RefSeq names its product DNA helicase. Bases 1 to 2862 code for a protein of 953 amino acids. Gene Ontology annotation, cellular component: nucleus; MCM complex. NCBI's taxonomy places the organism in Eukaryota, Fungi, Ascomycota, Dothideomycetes, Pleosporales, Didymellaceae. Gene Ontology annotation, biological process: double-strand break repair via break-induced replication; mitotic DNA replication; DNA replication initiation. The record is from RefSeq and is a predicted model, not a curated record. Gene Ontology annotation, molecular function: single-stranded DNA binding; single-stranded 3'-5' DNA helicase activity; ATP binding. The transcript has 3 exons.
AUGUCUUCUCUCUUGGAUGCUGUCCUGCACUCGGAUGCUGCGGCGACUCCCACCAGCACCGUCGGCGGACCCACACCUCGAUCAUCCGGCACACGCUUCUCGUCUGCAAGACCUCGCGGGCCACCUUCAGAGAGCAACGGCGCAAACAGUGACGUCGAAGCAUUCCCAGACGACGAAGUUGUAGGCACUCGGGGAGGCGCUAGACGGCCCAAUGCGCCCAGGACAGACAUUCCAAAAGUGGUGGAUGUCACUGGAGAGACCCUGUCGCUCCGAUUCCAGGAGUUUUUAGAAAACUAUACCGAAGACCCUUCGCCGUCAGCCCUGCCCGUCUCGAGCGUUGCGACAACGGACAAGUACUACGUAGCGCAAAUACGCGGCAUGAAGCUGUACCAGCUCUCCACCCUCUACGUCGACUACACACACCUCCUCCGCCACGAAGAUGGCAUCCUGGCAGCGGCCAUUGCCAGCGAGUACUACCGCUUCCUGCCCUAUAUGAUCCGCGCCCUUCACAGCUUGCUUGCCAAGUACGAACCACAGUACUUCCGCCAGCACCGCCAGCCAGAGUCGACUUCUUCUGUGACUGCUGCCUCGCUAGCCGAGAAUGCUACAAGCCAGAAUGAUAGUCUGAAGGAGAAGACUGCGAACCAGCAAACCGACAAGCUGUUCACCUUGGCUUUCUACAAUUUGCCCCUCGUCUCGCGCAUCCGCCAGCUGCGGACCACCUCCAUUGGCAGCCUGCUUUCCAUCUCAGGUACUGCCACCCGCACCUCCGAGGUCCGACCAGAGUUGUCCAUGGCAACCUUUGUUUGCGAGAUCUGCAACACAGUUGUGCCCAACAUCGAACAGACCUUCAAGUACACCGAACCAACACAAUGCCCCAACGUUACAUGUAUGAACCGAGAAGGCUGGCGAUUGGACAUCAGACAGUCCACUUUUGUGGAUUGGCAGAAGGUCCGCAUCCAGGAGAACAGCUCUGAAAUCCCUACAGGUAGCAUGCCUCGGACAAUGGACGUUAUUCUGCGAGGAGAGAUGGUUGAUCGCGCAAAGGCCGGAGAGAAGUGCAUAUUCACUGGAACUGCUAUUGUCAUCCCAGAUGUCAGCCAGUUCCGUGUACCAGGUGUCAGACCACAGGCAAUGCGAGACACUUCAAACACAUCACGUGGCAACGACGUUGGAGGCUCUGGAGUCAGCGGUCUCAAAGCGCUUGGUGUGCGCGACUUGACCUACCGCAUGUCCUUCCUCGCCUGCAUGAUCUCGCCUGAUCACACAACGCCAGGCCAAUCGUCAAAUCAUCAUCUUAACGGCCAAGCCAGCAACAUCCUCACUUCUUUGCACCAAGGCCAGAUCGAGCCGAACGCUACAUCUGGAGAGGAAGCGCAGGAAGAGUACCUUGCUACCCUUACUGCGGCAGAGAUCCAGGAUCUGAAAGAUAUGGUGCACAAGCCCAACAUCUUUAUGCGGUUGGUUGACUCAAUCGCUCCCAUGGUCUACGGUCACCAAGUCAUCAAGAAGGGUAUCCUUCUCCAAUUGAUGAGUGGUGUCUCCAAAGAGACACCUGAAGGCAUGUCUCUGCGUGGUGACAUCAACAUCUGUGUUGUUGGCGAUCCUUCAACAUCCAAGUCACAGUUCUUGAAAUACGUUUGUAGCUUUUUGCCACGCGCUGUCUACACAUCUGGUAAAGCCUCUUCCGCGGCAGGUCUUACGGCUGCAGUUGUCAAGGACGAGGAGACUGGCGAGUUCACGAUCGAGGCCGGAGCUCUGAUGCUUGCUGACAACGGCAUCUGCGCAAUCGACGAGUUUGACAAAAUGGACAUCGCCGAUCAAGUCGCUAUUCACGAAGCCAUGGAACAACAGACUAUUUCUAUCGCCAAAGCCGGCAUCCAAGCCACCCUGAAUGCUCGCACGUCAAUCCUCGCAGCCGCCAACCCUGUCGGUGGUCGUUACAACCGCAAGACCACACUCCGUGCCAAUGUCAAUAUGUCUGCACCCAUCAUGUCCCGAUUUGAUCUUUUCUUUGUCGUCCUCGACGAAUGCGACGAAGCUGUGGAUCGCCACCUUGCCGAACACAUUGUUGGGAUUCACAAAAAUCGCGACGAUGCCGUCAAUCCAGAGUUCACAACGGAGCAACUACAGCGCUACAUCCGCUUCGCAAAGACCUUCCGCCCUGAGUUCACAGACGAAGCGCGCGAGACGCUCGUUGAGAAGUACAAGGAAUUGCGUGCCGACGACGCCCAGGGCGGCAUUGGGCGGAACAGCUAUCGCAUCACCGUACGACAACUGGAGUCUAUGAUUCGCUUAUCUGAAGCUAUUGCGAAGGCGAACUGUGUCAGUGAUAUUACACCCGAGUUCGUCAAAGAGGCAUACAAUCUCCUCCGCCAGUCCAUUAUUUCUGUUGAGAAGGACGAUGUUGAGAUGGAAGACGAGGAUGACGAAGCGGUUCUCGCUGCCGCUGCAGCCGCCGAAGGCGAAGAUAAUGCCGCUAUGGACGAGCGCGCGCGUACAGAGACACCUGCGCCUGCACCGAGAGAGAAAACAAAGAUCACGCACGACAAGUAUGUUGCGAUGCGGAACAUGUUUGUGCGACGCGUCAACGAAGAUCAGGAGGAGACUCAGGAUGGCGUCGAAGAGGAGGAGCUGCUGGUUUGGUACUUGGAGCAGAAGGAGAAUGAGAUGGAGACACAGGAGGACAUGGAGGCGGAGAGAGUACUCGCUAAGAAGGUGCUGAAAAAGGUUGUCAAGGAGCAAUACCUCAUGCUGAUCCGGGGCGAGGGUCUGGCGGACGAGCAGGGCCAGCAGGCCGAUACUGGCGGUAAGGUCGUAUAUGUCCUGCACCCCAACUGCCCAGUCGAAGACAUUGUCUAA